This is a messenger RNA of Trypanosoma conorhini, 738 nucleotides long. RefSeq lists its product as uncharacterized. Bases 1 to 738 code for a protein of 245 amino acids. The transcript has a single exon. Lineage: Eukaryota; Euglenozoa; Kinetoplastea; Trypanosomatida; Trypanosomatidae. The record is from RefSeq and is a predicted model, not a curated record.
AUGAUAGGUAGCGCCAAAAUUGUCUCCGAGGAAGGGUCACGUGAUCGGGAUGUUCCAUACAAGAGCGAUCAGGAAAGCGUCGGAGCUAACGCGCUGCAACAGUUUACGGGACAUAUUCCUUGGAUUGGAUGGAGACAGCUGGUUCGCACGGUGACCGCGGCCCGAUGUACUUUGUUAGUGAGCACUGUCGCUGCUUCACAUGCGGGAGUCGGCGACGCGGCAGGAAGGGUUGAGGAAAUUGAAACGCAUCUUUUAGCAGGGGCUCGUUCAGAAUCUCUUAAUGAGCUGUGCCAUCGGCCUAUUAUGCUGUUGUUUUACCGCGAUGACUGUUCAGCGUGUCAUGCAUUACUACAGGAUCUGGGAAACAGCGCAGAAUUUGAACUGUUGAGUGAAUACAUGACUAUGGUUUUUGCUGAAUCUAUGGUUGACCUGACCGAAAACUAUCCGUAUCCGCUGCCGCACUUUCGCAAUGACUCCUUGUUUCUUCACAGAGGUAGUAGAAAAGGGAAGUUGCGAAUGGGAGAGGCAGAGACGGUGCGAGAGGCGUUUGCAGGGCAGGGUGAAUACUUUCCUCGUGUUUUCUUCAUUUUUCCACAAAAUGGAAGUGUGAUGCCAAUAUUUAACCAGGGGGUGGACUCAAAUCCGUCGUUUCCAAACUUUUACCCUGAAACUUCCUUCAUUAUUGCGCAGUAUGAUGGUUGCUCUCUGGACUAUGAACGAGGCGGUGAGCUUUUCUGA